Messenger RNA from Puccinia triticina, 171 nucleotides. RefSeq lists its product as uncharacterized. The coding region runs from base 1 to 171 and encodes 56 amino acids. The transcript is spliced from 2 exons. Gene Ontology annotation, biological process: microtubule nucleation; chromosome segregation; vesicle transport along microtubule. The record is from RefSeq and is a predicted model, not a curated record. Gene Ontology annotation, cellular component: kinesin complex; kinetochore; centrosome. Gene Ontology annotation, molecular function: microtubule binding. Lineage: Eukaryota; Fungi; Basidiomycota; Pucciniomycetes; Pucciniales; Pucciniaceae.
AUGGAAGAGCCAUUCUUUACGUCCGACGGAGAUGCGCUGGACUACUACAGAAGCUUAGCGCGGAGCUUGCAAUGCGAUCUAGACGAUACUAAGUCGGCCCUCGACGAGUUUCAGAUAUCUUGCAAAGAACUCGAGGCUGAACUCGAAAGAGAACUUCAGGCCACCGAGUAA